Messenger RNA from Hippocampus zosterae (dwarf seahorse), 1380 nucleotides. Its product is annotated as growth arrest and DNA damage-inducible protein GADD45 alpha-like. Gene Ontology annotation, cellular component: nucleus; cytoplasm. The transcript is spliced from 4 exons. Gene Ontology annotation, biological process: regulation of cell cycle. The record is from RefSeq and is a predicted model, not a curated record. NCBI's taxonomy places the organism in Eukaryota, Metazoa, Chordata, Actinopteri, Syngnathiformes, Syngnathidae. Bases 122 to 628 code for a protein of 168 amino acids.
UUAUGUGAAGUUGCUAGAUUGGACGCUUCAUUUGCACUCGAAGCAAAGGACUCUCGACAUUCGCGUUAUAGACGACAGGAGAAACAACCAGAAGUUCGCUUAAAAUUGGAUUUAGGAUUGGAUGUACAACAUGACAUUUGAGGAAAUAAGUGGGGAUAAUUCUCAAGAAAGAAUGGAUUCGGUGGCGAAAGCGUUAGAAGAUGUCCUGACCAGAGCCUUACCGCAGGGCUGCAUAACUGUGGGCGUCUACGAGGCAGCAAAGUCCCUCAAUGUGGACCCCGACAAUGUGGUCUUGUGCAUCUUGGCGGCUGAUGACGAAGAUGUGAAAGACGUGGCCCUGCAGAUCCACUUCACGCUCAUCCAGGCUUUCUGCUGCGAGAAUGACAUCAACAUCCUGAGAGUGAACAACACCCGGCGCCUGGCUCAAAUCCUGGCGGCGGGUGGAGGAGGAGGAGGAGGAGGAGGAAAGCAAAGUGGGGGCGAGCCUGUGGACCUGCACUGUGUGCUUGUCACUAGCCCCGAGUCCUCCUCCUGGAAGGACCCAGCGUUGAGCAAAGUGAACCUCUUCUGCAGGGAGAGCCGCUGCAUGGAUCAGUGGGUGCCCAUCAUCAACCUACCCGAGCGAUGAAAACAAAAGAAGAAAACACUUGACAGAGAACGUUCCAAAUCUGCACCGCAGUUGGAUGUUUUACCAGCUGCAGAUCGAGUUCCAAAGCACUACUCGGGUUGGAUCAAAACAAAACCAAAAAAAAGAAAAGGAAAAAAAAAAAGACGGACCCUGUUGUGUAGUUGGGAUGAAUUUCAAAAAGGCAAAAAAAAAAAAGUGGGACGGGGAUUUCCACUUGUUUUGGAGUUGUGUCUGUCCGUCGUCGCAAGCGGCCCUCGUGUCGUCACGGAUGACGUUAAUGGAGCCCCCGGCCCGUUUGCGUUUGUUGGCGUCAAAAAGCCGGACGUGGCGCAGGCGGGAGGAUUACAUCAUGCGCCGCGGCCGGUGUUGCUUCACAGGCCGUGUGACGCGUUUUCAGGAAAGGUGGAGCGCCAGCCGGAACUCUGAGCCGAAAGCCUCUCGGCAUCUCUGUUCAAACAAAGCACUUAAAGCACUGGACCUUUUGCUAUUUGAUUGAAUAUUUCAUUCAACUGUUAAUAUUGAUGUUACUAUAAUUUAAAAAGGGAAGGGCUAUUUAGACAUCUAAACGAAGUGUGUAUUUAAUAAUUCCUAUGCCAAGUACAAUUGUUGUGUUACAAUUUUAAGUUAUUUUCCAUUUUAUUUAAGUAUAUUUAUGUUGUUUUUCUUUUUUUUUUUUUUUACUUUGUCAGAAUCUGACUGGACACGUACGUAUUGAUGUCAAUAAAAAAAAAAGUUUUUGUUCUGAGCCACAA